This is a messenger RNA of Staurois parvus, 333 nucleotides long. Lineage: Eukaryota; Metazoa; Chordata; Amphibia; Anura; Ranidae. The record is from the annotation of a GenBank genome assembly.
AUUUUGCAUUUCCAGGGAGGAGAACUGUUUGUAAGCAAAACAGUUCUCCUCCCUUUCAGCUGUUCACACUGCUUUGGAUGGCUGUGCAGCACAGCCAUGCAAAGCAGUGUGAUUACAGUGAAGCACACAGACACAGCUUAUGGUGAAACAGCACACAGCACACAGUUAACUCUUUGAUCGCCCCUCAUGUUAACUCCUUCCUGCCCAGUGCCAUUAGUACAGUGUCAGUGCUUUUUUUUUAGCAUCAGUCACUGUAUUGGUGUCACUGGGGAGGUCAGUAACACCAAGUCAGUUCCCCCCAGUGUCAGGAUGCCUGCCGCAGUUCCGCUAUAA